UCCUGAGAUUGGUGUGUGUCUUAUCUCCCAUUGUGGGACCCACUAAAUAGCCGUGAUUGGUCUCCCGCCUCUUAUAAAAUUUUAUACUAACUCUCUUCCCUUUUCAUCCUUCAUUUUGGGCUCUCUCUCUUUCUCUUCUUCUGCAGAAUUCCCACUUCCACAGAGGGAGUGUGAAGAAGAUGGAUUAUGUGAAUGGACCCGGAAGGAACCACCUGUUUGUUCCAGGGCCUGUUAAUAUCCCGGAUCAGGUGAUCCGGGCUAUGAGCAGAAACAACGAGGACUACAGGUCUCCGGCCGUCCCAGCUCUCACCAAAACCUUGCUUGAGGAUGUCAAGAAGAUCUUCAAGACCACCUCUGGAACUCCUUUUCUCUUUCCCACUACAGGCACGGGCGCAUGGGAGAGCGCGCUGACCAACACGCUCUCCCCAGGCGACCGGAUCGUGUCUUUCCUGAUUGGGCAGUUCAGCCUCCUGUGGAUCGACCAGCAGCAGCGCCUCAACUUCAAUGUUGACGUGGUGGAGAGCGAGUGGGGCCAGGGCGCCAACCUGGACGUCCUGGCCACCAAGCUCGCAGACGACAAGGCCCACACCAUCAAGGCUAUCUGCAUCGUCCACAACGAGACCGCCACCGGCGUCACCAACAACCUCGCCACCGUGAGGAAAAUCCUCGACCACUACCAACACCCCGCCCUCCUCUUGGUGGACGGGGUGUCCUCCAUCUGCGCACUGGACUUCCGCAUGGACGACUGGGGCGUAGAUGUGGCGCUCACUGGGUCGCAGAAGGCGCUCUCGCUCCCAACAGGGAUUGGGAUUGUCUGCGCGAGCCCCAGGGCAAUCGAGGCGUCAGAGAGCGCGAAAUCGGUGAGAGUGUUCUUUGAUUGGAAGGACUACUUGAAGUUCUACAAGUUGGGGACGUAUUGGCCUUACACGCCUUCGAUUCAGCUGCUCUAUGGGUUGAGGGCAGCUCUUGAUCUUUUGUUUGAGGAAGGCCUUGACAAUGUCAUUAUCCGGCACAACCGACUCGCGACCGCCACUAGGCUGGCGGUGGAGGCGUGGGGGCUGAAGAACUGCACGCAGAAGGAGGAGUGGCACAGCGACACGGUGACGGCGGUGGUGGUUCCGGCGUACAUCGACAGCUCGGAGAUCGUGCGGAGGGCGUGGAAGCGCUACAACUUGAGCUUGGGGUUGGGGCUCAACAAGGUGGCUGGCAAAGUUUUCAGAAUAGGGCAUCUUGGCAGCCUUAAUGAGUUGCAAUUGCUGGGGUGUCUUGGUGGGGUGGAGAUGGUGCUCAAGGACGUCGGGUAUCCAGUGAAGCUCGGAAGUGGCGUCGCUGCUGCAGCAGCGUACUUACAGAACACCACUCCCUUGAUCCCUUCAAGGGUUUGAUUUCACUUUUCUUAUAUCAUCUCAUACUGUAAAAAUUGCACCUUCGUUUCCAACUUUUGUGCCUUUGUAUUUGGUGUUGAGUGUUCCUUUAUGCAACUCCCUUCAUCUUGAUGCAUUACUACUUACCUGCACAAAGAAAAAUAUAAAAUUUGUAUGAACUUUAUUUCCAACCGUUAUUAAUGAUUGCUAUUUAUGUGUA
This is a messenger RNA of Salvia splendens (bonfire salvia), 1584 nucleotides long. Its product is annotated as serine--glyoxylate aminotransferase. The transcript is spliced from 5 exons. Gene Ontology annotation, cellular component: peroxisome. The record is from RefSeq and is a predicted model, not a curated record. Lineage: Eukaryota; Viridiplantae; Streptophyta; Magnoliopsida; Lamiales; Lamiaceae. The coding region runs from base 180 to 1385 and encodes 401 amino acids. Gene Ontology annotation, molecular function: L-alanine:glyoxylate transaminase activity; L-serine:pyruvate transaminase activity.